CUGACCAAUCAGGAUCGAUCUUAACCCUUCGUCACGACCAAAUCACCUCGUGUGCAGUUCUUCUCGCAAACAUGUCACCCAUGAAGCUGUGUGUUCCUGGUGAUAAACUUUGCAGUGUAGAAGACUGUACUCCAGGCACAGGCGUAUACCUGAGGCAUGGCUACAUUUAUUCCUCACUUGCAGGCUAUGUGCUCAAGAAGAACGAAGGCGAGGAGUUACCAGUCAUCUCUGUCGUGAGAGAAACGGAAACCCAACUACUGCCAGAUGUUGGUGCAAUUGUCACUUGUAAGGUAACUAGUAUCAAUCCCAGGUUUGCCAAGGUUCAUAUACUUUAUGUCGGGUCCACACCACUGAAGGACCGCUUCAGAGGAACUAUCAGAAAAGAAGAUGUCAGGGCAACGGAGAAAGACAAGGUGGAGAUGUACAAAUGUUUUAGGCCUGGAGACAUUGUCCUGGCGAAAGUGAUCUCUCUGGGCGAUGUGCAGUCCAACUACCUGUUGACCACAGCUGAGAAUGAACUCGGGGUGGUGGUGGCCCACAGUGAAGCAGGUGCUCAGAUGGUUCCAAACAGCUGGUGCGAGAUGCAGUGUCCCCUGACGCAUGGCAAAGAGUUUCGCAAAGUGGCAAGGGUCCAGCCAGAGUAUCUGCACGCGUGACAACAAACUUGAGACUUGAUUGUCUUCACGAGGAACACACAGCUUCCCCCUCACCCGAUCCCUGGCUGACUCAGAGGCCUCCCUGCUUCUUUGGAUAUAUUCAAAUUGACGAUAUGCUUUGGACGCUUAUUAUGUUUUGCUCUGGCAUAUUGUAUUUUUCCCGUACAUUUAACAUCUCAGAAACACAGAUGAAACUUAAGAGCCAAUUGCAAUAUACAAUGGACACAAAGUAAAAGCACACUGCUUUUUUAAUUUUUUUUUUUUUUAUGGCCGUUAAGUUGCACCAAUGACAAACUCAAGGCUCAUCUUGCAGUCUGACCUGCAUUUGAGAGCAUUUUAAUUACUUUUAAAAAUGGCCCAUUGCAUGACUCCGUGUACAUUUUUGGUGCUCAUUUUCCGCAGCACACACCAUCGAUUCCAUUUGUCUCAGUUUCACUGAGUUAAAUUACUUGUUUUCGUACACACAAGCAGAAAAUAUU
Hippocampus comes (tiger tail seahorse) is the source of this 1135-nucleotide messenger RNA. It is a transcript of the gene exosc1, whose product is annotated as exosome component 1. Gene Ontology annotation, biological process: RNA processing. Lineage: Eukaryota; Metazoa; Chordata; Actinopteri; Syngnathiformes; Syngnathidae. The transcript has 8 exons. The record is from RefSeq and is a predicted model, not a curated record. Gene Ontology annotation, molecular function: RNA binding. The coding region runs from base 72 to 656 and encodes 194 amino acids. Gene Ontology annotation, cellular component: nuclear exosome (RNase complex); cytoplasm.